Messenger RNA from Protopolystoma xenopodis, 450 nucleotides. Lineage: Eukaryota; Metazoa; Platyhelminthes; Monogenea; Polystomatidea; Polystomatidae. The record is from the annotation of a GenBank genome assembly.
CCGACUACUUCAAAUAACUUUGGUUUCUGCCAACACAGCAAUUCUGACUCAAUACCCCUGUCCUAUUGCCUCACCAACCUCGAUGCUUCACAAGUUAUCGCCGAUCAGCAGGCCGCUCUUGAUGUAUAUCGCCGACAAGGACGAAUUUUUAAGAAGUUGGACCCCAAAUUCGGCAUGGAUUUUACCCCGACUAACUUUAUGAAGGAACAGCGAAGACAGAAUGUCCAAUCAGUUGGCUUCAGCCAGCCCCAGCUUCCUUAUGGUCAUAACCUUUGCAGAGAGGUUGUAAGGGAUGAUGAGGAGGUUAAGAACGAUAAACCAACCACUUGUCUCAUUAUGGAGGAGAAUAUCAAGCUUUAUGCCAGGCUUGGCACCGGAUCGUUUGGAAUUGUCCUUAGAGGAGACUGGAUUACGCCGCAAGGUAAAAAAGUGAGUUAUCUAAGUAAAUGA